This is a messenger RNA of Stegodyphus dumicola, 2934 nucleotides long. RefSeq names its product roundabout homolog 1-like. Gene Ontology annotation, molecular function: protein binding. The record is from RefSeq and is a predicted model, not a curated record. NCBI's taxonomy places the organism in Eukaryota, Metazoa, Arthropoda, Arachnida, Araneae, Eresidae. Gene Ontology annotation, biological process: cell-cell adhesion.
UCUCCUCGUCCUCCUCGAAUUACGGAACAUCCAUCGGACAUUUUAGUCCGCAAACACGAGCCUGCGACAUUGAAUUGUAAGGCAGAAGGUCAACCGGAACCGUCCAUCGAGUGGUACCAUGAGGGAAAUCGGGUGAGGAACGCCGCCAACAGAAUGCAGCUGCCUAGUGGAGCUCUAUUUUUUCUACAUGUGCUUCACACGAAAAGAGAACAGGACACUGGCACUUACUGGUGUGUGGCUACUAAUGAGUUAGGCAAAGCCAGGAGCAGGAAUGCUACGCUUGAAGUAGCUGUGAUUAGAGAAGAUUUCCGAGUGGUGCCAAAGUCCGUAUCGGCUGCAGUUGGCGAAAGUGCUACUUUGGAGUGCACUCCUCCCAAAGGACAUCCUGAACCAACCGUGCGGUGGCGAAAAGACGGGGAUGUAGUGAAUGCAGGAAAAGGAAGAAUUCGCAUCGUACCUCCUGGUAAUCUGGUUAUUUCUGAAGUUCGCCAGAGUGAUGAAGGCCGAUAUGCUUGUGUGGCUGAAAAUAUGGCUGGAAUACGUGAAUCCGGAUCUGUGCAUAUGGCUGUUCACGUUAAACCAUUCUUUGUCAAGGAGCCUGAACACCUAACAGUGUUGGCUAACGCAGAUGUUUCAUUUCCAUGCAAAGUGGGUGGCGAUCCUCCUCCAAGUGUGUCAUGGCGUAGGAAAGAUGGAAAAAUGCCUGUUGGCAGAUCCCAGAUAUCAAAUGAACGCAGUCUGAUUAUUAAAAAUGUGGAUAUCUUAGAUGAAGGAACAUAUGUUUGUGAAGCUGAAAAUUCUGUUGGAAUGAUAUCAUCUGAAGUUACUCUUACUGUUCAUUCUCGGCCUAAUUUUUUGGUCAAACCCAAAGAUCAAAGAAUUGGCUUAAAUGGUAUUGCCAAAAUGGAAUGCAGUGCAAGUGGAAAUCCGCCUCCAUCAAUAUUUUGGACUAAAGAAGGAAAUCAGGUGUUGAUGUUUCCUGAAAGGUCUUAUGGAAGAUUCUCAGUGAAUAGGGAAGGCACUUUAAUUAUUUCUGGAGUUCGUAAAGAGGAUGAUGGAUAUUACAUAUGUUCUGUUUUGUCUGGUAUUGGAUCAUCAAUGGCUAAGGCUUAUUUGGAAGUUACUGCUAUAGGAGAUCUACCAGCUCCCGUAAUAAAGUUAGGACCUGCCAAUCAAACAUUGCCUCUGAAUACCAAAGCAAGGCUUCCUUGUGAGGCGAGUGGUAAUCCUGCACCUGUUAUUCGAUGGCUAGUAAAUUCAACACCACUGGCCCAAAACUCUAGAUUUAGGAUUUUGGAUUCUGGGACUUUGGAAAUUGAUAGUUUGCAGCCUGAAGAUACUGGUGUAUAUACCUGCACAGCAUCUAGUGAAAGUGGUGAAACUUCAUGGAGUGCUACGCUUACAGUUGAAUCUCCUAGGAAUCCAAAUGUCAUUUUUCAUAGAAUGCCUGACCCCGUUAAUUUCCCAGGACCACCUUCUAAACCUGUAGCUUCAAAUGUUUCUGAAACAUCUGUUACGUUAUCAUGGAAGAAAAAUGCAAAACCGGGUGCCUCGCCUUUGAUUGGAUAUACAGUUGAAUAUUACAGCAGCGAUCUUCAAAGUGGAUGGGUAGUAGUUGCCCAUAGAGUGCCAAAAGAGUCAUACACUAUCAACAAUCUCAGACCUGAUACAAAAUAUGCAUUCCUAAUUAGAGCAGAAAACUCACAUGGACUUGGUUUACCUAGUGAAAUAUCUGACAUUGUACAUACUUUAGGCUUUUCAUCUGGUAUCCUCCCUAAUUAUGAUCUUGAUGAAGCUCGCAAUCGUCUAAAUGAUGCUGUUACAUUUUUACAAGAUGUGAUUCCAAUGAGCUCAACCUCAGUGAAAAUGCUGUGGAAGGUUCAAGGUGCUUCAGGGUAUAUUGAAGGCUUUUAUAUGAGAUUUCGGGACUUAAGUGGUGGAUCUCAGAAGUACAACAUAAUUACUGUAUUGAAUGGAGGAUCUUCAUCAUACGUUCUGUCAGAUUUGAAGAAGUUCACAAAAUAUGAAUUCUUUUUAGUUCCAUUUUACAAGGGUAUUGAAGGUCCACCAAGUAACUCAAAAAUUGCUCAAACAUUAGAAGAUGUUCCUUCUGCACCACCAGGCAGUUUAAAACUUUGGGUUAAUGGUCAUAACAGUGCGAGUCUCUCAUGGUCCCCUCCUCCUCCUCAGCAUCGCAAUGGCUUAUUGCAAGGAUAUUCAGUAAGAAUUCUGGAUAGUUCUUUACAUCUGCAUUCGCAUUUAACAACUAAUGCAACAACAACGUCCAUUACUCUUACAAAUCUGACUUAUGGUUCUGUAUAUGACAUUACAGUUGCUGCUCUCACAUCAUCUGGAAUGGGACCUUUCUCUCCAUCAAUUCAUCCCAAAAUUGAAUAUGGAGCCGUAACCUCAGUUGGUGAAAAACCAACAUCUGUUGUAUCUGAAAUAGGUGAUAUAGUGAGACAGCCAUGGUUUAUAGCUGUUAUUGGUGUUAUCAUAUUCAUACUCUUGUCUAUUUUCUUCAUUGUAUUGUUCUUUAAGAGGAGAAAAGCUUGGAAAAAAGGACUUCAAGCUCAUUUAUCUGGCCCUGUACAUAAAGCUGAUGAUGUACGCGUUGGGGUGAGUGCUCGUGAAACCCUUUGGAUUAAUCAAGCAUGGCAUCCAGUGCCUCCAGGAAAAAAUUGCUUGCCUGAUGAUAAACUACUAAAUAAUGUAAUGCCUGGAGUGGAUCAUAGUUAUAUAAGCCUAUUUCCCCCUUUUUUAAGCAGUGGAGGUACUUCAGACUAUGCUGAAGUGGAUACACAUAACAUGACUUCAUUCUACAAGAAAGAACUACCCGCAGUUCCUGCUCCUUAUGCAACUACUACUUUAAUCAAUCCAUCUGCUAGGCAUCAUAGUGGUUCUGUAAGCAUGUUAUUCUUUGCUAUGCUGUAG